Messenger RNA from Procambarus clarkii (red swamp crayfish), 1017 nucleotides. The record is from RefSeq and is a predicted model, not a curated record. NCBI's taxonomy places the organism in Eukaryota, Metazoa, Arthropoda, Malacostraca, Decapoda, Cambaridae.
AUGUCCCACUUUGGUUCAGAUUCAAUAGAGACUUCCCUCAUACUCCUGCCAGACCUCCUCAUACUCCUGCCAGACCUCCUCAUACCCCCGCCAGACCUCCUCAUACCCCCGCCAGACCUCCUCAUACCCCCGCCAGACCUCCUCAUACUCCUGCCAGACCUCCUCAUACUCCUGCCAGACCUCCUCAUACUCCCGCCAGACCUCCUCAUACUCCUGCCAGACCUCCUCAUACUCCUGCCAGACCUCCUCAUACUCCUGCCAGACCUCCUCAUACUCCUGCCAGACCUCCUCAUACCCCGCCAGACCUCCUCAUACUCCUGCCAGACCUCCUCAUACUCCUGCCAGACCUCCUCAUACUCCGCCAGACCUCCUCAUACUCCGCCAGACCUUCUCAUACUCCGCCAGACCUCCUCAUACUCCGCCAGACCUCCUCAUACUCCUGCCAGACCUCCUCAUACUCCUGCCAGACCUCCUCAUACUCCUGCCAGACCUCCUCAUACUCCUGCCAGACCUCCUCAUACUCCUGCCAGACCUCCUCAUACUCCUGCCAGACCUCCUCAUACUCCGCCAGACCUCCUCAUACCCCGCCAGACCUCCUCAUACCCCGCCAGACCUCCUCAUACCCCGCCAGACCUCCUCAUACUCCCGCCAGACCUCCUCAUACUCCGCCAGACCUCCUCAUACCCCGCCAGACCUCCUCAUACUCCGCCAAACCUCCUCAUACUCCGCCAGACCUCCUCAUACUCCCGCCAGACCUCCUCAUACUCCGCCAGACCUCCUCAUACCCCGCCAGACCUCCUCAUUCUCCGCCAAACCUCCUCAUACUCCGCCAGACCUCCUCAUACCCUGCCAGACCUCCUCAUACUCCCGCCAGACCUCCUCAUACUCCCGCCAGACCUCCUCAUACUCCGCCAGACCUCCUCAUACCCCGCCAGACCUCCUCAUACUCCGCCAGACCUCCUCAUUCUCCGGCAGACUCACCCUUCACAUUUCAAGAACCUACUCAUACCGAUAUGA